GAUCCACAGAAAUGACAGUUGACAUGAACCAGGAAACAGCAAGCUACCCUGUGGGCAGCCAGCAGAGGGUCAUUGCUGGUGCCGCACUGCUGGUUGUUAGCUUCGCCUUCAUCAAGAUCCUCCUGCAGUCUGGAGGAUCAAGAGGCAAGCGGCGGCGGCUGCCGCCGACCGUCCGGGCGCCGCCGCUGGUGGGCGGGCUGAUCCGGUUCGCUCGUGACCCCAUCCCAAUGAUCCAGGAGGAAUAUGCGCGCCUUGGUAGCGUGUUCACUGUUGGCAUCCUCAGCAGGAAGAUCACUUUCUUGAUCGGCCCUGAGGUGUCAUCACACUUCUUCAAUGGCGUUGACUCUGAGAUGAGCCAGAAUGAGGUGUACCAAUUCACUGUAUCGUCGUUUGGCCCUGGGGUUCUGUACGACGUGGACUACGCCACGAGGCAGGAGCAGUUCAGGUUCUUCGGCGACGCGAUGCAUGUUAGCAAGCUCCGAGGCUAUGUCCCUCUGCUGGUUCAGGAAGCUGAGGCGUACUUCUCAAAGUGGGGAGAAAGUGGCACUGUGGAUUUGAAGUCUGAGAUGGAGCGCGUCGUCUUAGUGACGGCUAGCCGAUGCUUGCUGGGAAGGGAGGUGCGUGAAAAGCUCUUCGAUGAUGUCUGUGCUCUCCUGCGAGACGUUUGCGUUGGGAUACAGCCACUGAGCUUCCUCUUCCCCUACCUCCCAACCCCUGCUCAUCGUCGGCGUGACCGGGCACGGGCACGUUUGGGAGAAAUCUUCUCGGCCAUCAUCAAGUCCCGCAAGGCCUCUGGGCAUCAUUCCGAGGAGGAUGACAUGCUGCAGUGCCUGAUUGACUCCAAGUACAAGAACGGACGCCCCACCACAGAAGGAGAGGUAACCGGGCUACUGAUCGCGGUCCUCUUUGGUGGACACCAAACCACCUGCAUCACCGCGACCUGGACCGGGGCAUACCUCCUCCGUUUCAAGCACCACUUCGCGGCGGCCGUCGAAGAGCAGACUGAGGUCAUGAAGCGCCGCGGCGACAAGAUCGACUACGACGCCAUGGCGGAGAUGGUCCUUCUCCACCGGUGCAUCAAGGAGACUCUCCGGCUUCACCCGCCGCUAACCAUGUUGCUUCGGCAGUCGCACCGUGACUUCACGGUCACCACCAAGGAAGGCCAAGAGUUUGACGUCCCGAGGAGCCACAUGGUCGUGACAUCGCCAGCCAUUGCUAACAGGCUCCCCGACGUUUACAAGGACCAUGAGUCGUACGACCCUGGCCGCUUCGCCCCCGGGAGGGAGGAGGACAAGGCUGGAGGCGCCUUCUCAUACUUGUCAUUUGGUGGUGGCAGGCAUGGAUGCCUCGGCCAGUCCUUCGCCUACCUAGAUAUCAAGACGAUAUGGGCGCACCUGCUGAGGAACUUUGAUCUUGAACUGGUCUCUCCGUUCCCGGAGAAGGACCGGAACACGGCGUUCGUCGGAAUCAAGGGCGAGGUGAUGGUGAAGUACAAGCGCCGCAAGCUCACCGUCGACGUCGACGUCGACGGCUGAUCGAGGAGGUUUGCUCUGAUCUUCUUCACUGUUAAUUAAUUUGUCAACACUUGUUUGGUGUGUGUUGUGCACUUGUGGUGCGCUAGCCGUGCUUGCGUUUCCUGUGCGUGUGUAUUGUUAUGUAUGAUGGUGUUCACCGUUCUGUUAGAUAAAGCUGAACUGAUGGUUGAAUGUAAUGAAUAAACUGUAAUUGUUAUGCGUCCAUGAAAUAUACAGAACACGAAGUGUUAGUUCUUCAGCCACCUGCUGGUA
This is a messenger RNA of Sorghum bicolor (sorghum), 1787 nucleotides long. RefSeq names its product obtusifoliol 14-alpha demethylase. Gene Ontology annotation, molecular function: monooxygenase activity; iron ion binding; heme binding. NCBI's taxonomy places the organism in Eukaryota, Viridiplantae, Streptophyta, Magnoliopsida, Poales, Poaceae. The record is from RefSeq and is a predicted model, not a curated record. The transcript is spliced from 2 exons. Bases 12 to 1535 code for a protein of 507 amino acids.